UCGCACCGAAUCCAUGGUCCCACCCAUGUGUUAGGUAGUUUCUUCGGAGAGGUUGAUCGUGUUGAUUGAUGUGUCGUGGUUUUAACAAAUUGAUCGAUUGAUUUGCAUGCUUAAUUGAAGAUUGUGUUCCCGAAGUGAUCGUUAAAAUGAGUGGUGCAGGAAAAUGAUUCGCUACAAGGCCAUCAACCUCGAAAAUUUCAGACCAACGAUCGUGCAGCAUAGCGACUAGGAUUCCAGGGCAGAGCAUUCCAGAAGGCGGCGGCUAAAAGUGGCGGCUCUUGUGCGAGGAUUCAUCCAUCUCAACCCAAUCGCUCACCGAAUACACAUUGUGGUAGAUUUAUUUCCGUACAUGCGGACGACAAAGACCCAUCAACAUUGUCACCUGGCGUCACCGUAAUCCCGUGUCAAAAUCGAGAUAGAACAGGAUAGGAACCAGAAAAAAAACAGCAGCUGAAAAAUGAUGGCGGCAUCUUGUCCACCUUUCAACAAGCACAUCUUCAUCGGUGGAGGCCCACCGAGUGAGACCACCGGCAGCGAGAUUUCCUCGGUGGAAAGCGACUGGGGUGAUUUGCGGUUGAUUGCCGCCCAGCUGGGAGUGGCCAAUCCGGACGAUCUGCAUGUCGAGCGGUUCAAAGUCGACCGUCAGAAGCUGGAGGAAAUGAUCAAAGUUGAAGCGUAUUCAGAAGGGAUGAAUAGUGCUGAGGUAUUCUUCACUGACAUCAUGAAGGACACCACCACGUACGUCAGCUGGCCGUGCCGGUUGAAAAUCGGUGCGAAAACCAAAAAAGAUCCGCACAUUCGCAUCGUUGGCAAGAUGGCCGACGUUUUGAAGGCCAAGGAUAAAGUGAUGGCUCGAUUGGAUUCUCGGGGUAGCCGCGUCAUUAUGAAAAUGGACGUAUCCUACACGGAUCACUCGUUCAUAAUUGGCCGCGGGGGAAACAACAUCAAACGCAUCAUGGAGGAAACGGCGACCCACAUCCACUUCCCGGACUCGAACCGUUCGAAUCCAACGGAGAAGAGCAACCAGGUGUCGCUGUGCGGCAGCAUGGAGGGCGUCGAGCGGGCACGUGCGCUGGUUCGCAUCUCGACGCCACUGUUGAUCUCGUUCGAGCUUCCGAUCCUGGCACCGGGAAAAGCCCCACCAGACAACGAAACGCCAUUCGUCAAGGAGGUGGAGAAAGAAUUCAACGUGCAGGUCAUAUUUUCCACCCGACCCAAACUGCACUCGUCACUGGUGCUGGUCAAGGGGUCGGAAAAGGAAGAACUGAAGGUGAAGGAGGCCACCCGUCGGCUGAUGGAUUUCAUGUGCGAGAACAUUGCGAAUCAGAUACCGGUGCAAAUGCAGCUGGAAAUAUCCACCCAGCAUCAUCCGAUUGUGCUAGGACGAGCUUCGGGCAAUCUGCGAGAAAUUAUGAGCCGAACAGGAACACAGAUAAUGUUUCCAGAUGCAAACGAUGUGAACAUCAAGCCAAUCAAGCGCUCCCAGGUGACCAUUACCGGCACGAUAAAUGGCGUCUACCUGGCCAGACAACAGCUAAUAGGAAAUCUUCCGAUUGCAUUAAUAUUCGACUACCCGGAGAACACCGUCGACUCCGAAGAGAUAGCCAAGCUGAUGUAUUCGCAUGACGUUUUCAUUUCGGUACGACAGAAAUCUCGCCAGAGCACCCUUUGCAUCGUCAUCAAGGGAAUCGAAAAGUUUAUCUCCAAUAUUUACGAGGCACGCCAUCAGCUGCUUAAAUGCACCGGACCAAAGGUGGUGGCAGAGGUACCCCGAUCGUAUCUGGGGCCAAACGAGCAAGCACAGAAUUCCCAAAAUGUAUCCCAACUGUUGGCCGGUCCGACUCCUCAACCCUUCUCUCCACUGUCGCCAAUAAACCCAAUGCCAUUUGCGACAAAUGCAUGGCCAUCGCCGACCCCACCUCAGGAAUUCGCUUUAAAUCAAAUGCGCAAUCAAUUCCAAAACCUCCAGAUGGGAACUUCUAAAAUGCACCACCCUUUGGCAAUGCCACCAGGUUUGGGAAAAUCACAACUGCAUGCUAUGAACACAUCACUCCGACAGACGCAUUUGCAAGUUCCCGGAGCACAACAACAGCACCGUCUACAGUUAGGUGGGCGUAGUUCCGAUGCGGGCAUGUCAUGCCAAAAUACAAGUAACAGUAGCGCUGGAGGUGACCAUUCCAGUGGCUACCAUAGUCUCAAUUGCAGUAAUAGUUCGCUAGAUCAACAACUCCAAUCGAUACCGAGCUCUUCAGGUUCAGCUUCCACGUCGCUCAUCAACAGUUCUCCGGACACAAGCGGUAUUAGUAGUGUAGCGGCUUUGAACCGGUGCCGCCAUCUUAGCUACAGUGACAGUCCCCAGUACCAGACGGAUCUUUCGGACCAGCGGACGCCGAUGGCCUACGAGCAGAAGAGCACUCUCAACGAUACCUUCGUGUUCAACUUUGACCCACGUGUCGUUGCUGGCUACAAAGCGAUGCAUCUAUCGCCGCAGCAGGGAGAAAUUCGGACCCCGACACCGGCCUGGCAGGGAUUGGGUCUUAGUCAGACAUCGCCAGCCCCGCUGGAGGCUUGCGAUCUCAGUUGGGUUAACAACAGCGGUAGCAGCAGCAGUAGCGGCAACGAUUCACGCCUCAACAUGACUACCACGAUGAUCGAGGUCACUCCGAUGCGUCAACGUGAGCAGCUAUCGCAGUACAAUGACGUCACUUCCAUUCUGACCAGCCUGGGCCUGGAGCAUUACAUCAAAAACUUCAUCAACGGUGAAAUUGACAUGACCGUGUUUCAGACGCUCACCGAUCAGGACUUGCUGAAUCUGGAUAUUAGACCGUUGGGCGCAAGGCGCCGCAUAUUGAUGGCCAUUCACGAUCUGUAUACUCGCCAGCAUGGGAAUCCGUUUGCCAAUAUGUCACCGGCGUCGUCUUCGUCGUCGAUGUCACGUUUUUCUGGAUCGGCCGCACCCGGAGCAGAACGGCGAACUUCCAGCGGGCAGUGAUGGAUUCGAUAAUAGUGGUGCAGCGAAGAAAUUGGAAAGAAGUUAAAACACAACCUCAGGCAAUUCCGAACCAAUGCUCCAUCUACAUCCAAUAAGAACGAAAUUAAUUGCUCUGACAUUUAAUUAAUCGUUCCUCGCAACAAUAAUUACCCACGUUAUUCGCGUGGACAGCGAAUGUCAUCCCAGGCAGCAAUUGGAUAUUGAUUUAACGAGAAAACAACAACGGCUUACGGCGAACAAGAAAUUGCAUGUGUGAGCGUUUGUUCGCGCAAUAUCUGAAGGAUUUCUCAGACGUUGAGCCGGACGCCAAUCUGCCUCUACAAUGUAUUCAAUUUGUGCUAAAUCCUUUUGCGGAUUCAUCCCCCAGCAAACGGCCAUCUGUGUGCAAUUGAUCCGGAAAAGAUUGCCUCUACGACGACAUUCGUCCAAAGAAGUGUUCAAGUGCAGCAAGGAUGAAAUAUUUUUAAUUAAAUGCAACAUUUCCCCCCGGCUGCCACCAAUUGGACCACCACCGAACCCGGCAGAAAACAUUUCCUCACCAGACCAGAAUAUUUCCGUCCACAAAAUGGUGCACCAUCGUCACCGCCACCAUUCAUCGUCACCAUCUGCAUUAUAUUUAUUCAUUUUCAACGAACGACUCGGCCCAUUCACCACCUCCCGGGUGAUGCAUUUUCAUACCCCAUUCAACGAACACUGCAAAACUUCCCUCCCCAUUUUUUUCUCACUCAAAUUGCAUGCAUCUCAUCAAACUCGCACACGCUCAUAGAUAAGCUCAGUUUUUAAAACGUUUCGCAAAAAAUCCCUCUGUUUUCAUUAUCACAGCUUAAACCAUUCUCGAGUGGAGGACACGUCUUGGCUUUCCUCUAAUUAUGUUUCCAUACGGAUUUCACAAUGACCAGGGUAAUUUAAAUAAAAAUUCAAUUUCAUCCGCCAUUUGAAAGCCUGCUGCUGUGCCUAUCAAACGAGAACGGGGCUGAAUGAAAGCUGACGGGGGAUUUUUUGUUGCUUUCUAAGUGAAACGAAGCUUUGAUUGUUUUUUGUAAAGUCACAAUUUUAUAUAGUUAGUUGUUUCUAGAUCAAAGUUCCGUUUCGCUUGGUAAGGAAUAGAUUAGCAUAAUCCACACAUACACGCUAGCAUUUGAAUCGAUGCCACUUUGUAACACUGUUAGGCUGCCAAUACAGUGAAAUAGUAACUUGUAAGAGUAGAUCUCUACAGAUAGUGCGAAGGCCAACAACGAUUACCAGAAGGCUCAUUUCGGUUUCGCUCGGUUUCCAUUUAUUGUAAGCAAUGAAGAAUUUUUUAAUAUAAAUUGCAUGUUCAUUCAUCAUUCAGCAUUUAA
Aedes aegypti (yellow fever mosquito) is the source of this 4332-nucleotide messenger RNA. It is a transcript of the gene BicC, whose product is annotated as protein bicaudal C. Gene Ontology annotation, molecular function: protein binding; RNA binding. NCBI's taxonomy places the organism in Eukaryota, Metazoa, Arthropoda, Insecta, Diptera, Culicidae. The transcript has 11 exons. Gene Ontology annotation, cellular component: cytoplasm. The record is from RefSeq and is a predicted model, not a curated record. Bases 458 to 2992 code for a protein of 844 amino acids.